Molecule: messenger RNA, 945 nt
Organism: Paramuricea clavata
Lineage: Eukaryota; Metazoa; Cnidaria; Anthozoa; Malacalcyonacea; Plexauridae
Source: the annotation of a GenBank genome assembly
AACGAUCGAGUUGCAAAGGUCAUCGAAGAAACGGUGAGUCAAGACGUAAUCGACGAACACCCACCUAUAGAACCAGCACCUUGGGUCUCCAACGCAGUAAUUGCACCAAAACCGGACGGGACUAUACACAUAACGCUUGAUGCACGUAAUGUCAACAAGGCCAUCCAAGCGUCAAAUUUACCUAUUCCGAGACAGAGGAUAUUAAAGCAAAGCUCAGCGGGGCAAACAUUUUCUCAAAGAUGGAUUUCAAGUCUGCAUUCUGGCAAAUCGAGCUCCAUCCAGAUUCAAGAUAUCUUACAGUAUUCCACGCGAACGACAAACUGCACAGGUACAAGGACUUACAAUGCGAGUGAAACAGCACAAGGCGAGCUUAACGUAGCCCUUCAACCUUUAUUUGCUAAUAUUCCGCAAGCGCACCUCAUACACGACGACCUAAUCGUCGCAGCAAAGAAUGACGUAAAACACAACAAAGCAAUUGAAGAAGUCAUGAAAGCCAUAUUCAGUGCCGGCAUAACUCUCAACCCAAAUAAAUGCACUUUUGGAGCAUCAGAAAUUGAAUUCUGGGGACUGCGUAUUGUUUCUUCCGGAGUAAGAUCGAGUUCUGUUAAGGUGGAUGCGCUCAACUACAUAUCACCGCCCAGAUCGAAGGAAGAUUUAGUAAGUUUCCUGUAUAUGAUGCAGUUGAAUGCAGAAUUCAUUCCAAAUUUCGCAAAGCAAGCACUCAAAGCCGCUACAAAAACUGCCACAGUCGGAACAAGCGGAAGUGGACGACUUAAACAAUCUAUUAUACAUGCUCCACACCACUCCGGUUCUCGACUGUAUCGACUAUGCAAGAAUUGCACAGUAUACAAAAGGAGACCAAACUCUUGCAAGGAUAAGGGAGCUCAUAAAUCAAGGGUUGACCUGUAUUCCAAAGACGGAGGCAAUCGAGGUGCAUUGUCUUAA